Anguilla rostrata (American eel) is the source of this 4565-nucleotide messenger RNA. RefSeq names its product protein phosphatase 1 regulatory subunit 14B-like. Gene Ontology annotation, cellular component: cytoplasm. Bases 393 to 791 code for a protein of 132 amino acids. The transcript is spliced from 5 exons. Lineage: Eukaryota; Metazoa; Chordata; Actinopteri; Anguilliformes; Anguillidae. Gene Ontology annotation, biological process: innate immune response; regulation of phosphorylation. The record is from RefSeq and is a predicted model, not a curated record. Gene Ontology annotation, molecular function: protein serine/threonine phosphatase inhibitor activity.
CAGCCAGCCGUUAUAAGUCGGACCAUGGAAAACUAUUCCUAACACACAAUCAAUGUUGGAGCGACGGCUUUAAGUGCGCGCAUGCGCUUUAGACGGGAAAUGAAUGUGACAGACGGAGGAGGGGGCCGCAUUAUCUGACAUUCUGCGCGAGCGACGCGAGGAAGAGAGAGGAAGGAACGAAGAAAGAUUUUUAAAAAAAGACGGGACAAGGGACAAUUAGCGUUAUAAAUAAAUUUCCUACUGUGAGCAGCUGGUAUAAGAGCAGCAGCACCAAAUAACAAAAAAAAUAUAUAAUAAAAAUAAGCAACAACAUAGAAUAAGACAAAGUGCGUCCAUAUUCACACCCGGGUUCUGUGAAGACGCUCAACGCUCGCUGAGGACGCCGUGGGACCAUGGCGACGGUGACCAGCGCCGAAGCAAACCCGCAACCUCGGGUGUAUUUUCAAACACCAUCCGGAACCGACGAUUCCGACGUUCCAGUUCGGAAGCAGGGCCGCGUGACCGUUAAAUACGACCGCAAGGAGCUGAGGAAGAGACUGAACCUGGAGGAGUGGAUCAUAGAUCAACUGACGGAUCUGUACGACUGCGAGGAGGAGGCCAUUCCAGAGCUGGAGAUCGAUGUGGAUGAGCUCUUGGACAUGCCCAGCGACAAGGAGCGAGCCAUCAGGGUGAAGGACCUGCUGGUGGACUGCUACAAGCCCACGGACGGUUUUGUGGCUGCGCUGCUGGAGAAGGUGCGAGGCAUGCAGAAACUCAACACCCCUCCAAAGAAGAUAGACCUCACCCCUUAAUCUCUGACCCCUGAAUCUGCCCCCUAAACCCAAACACCCCCCCCCCAAAGAAGAUAGAGCUCAUCCCUUAAUCCCCGACCCCUGAAUCUCUGCCCCCAAAAACCCAAACACUCCCCAAAGAAGAUAGAGCUCACCCCUUCAUCCCUGACCCCUGAAUCUGACCCUUAACCCAAACACUCCCCCCAAAGAAGAUAGAGCUCACUCCUUAAUCCCUGACCCCUGAAUCUGACCCUUAACCCAAACACUCCCCCCCCAAAGAAGAUAGAGCUCACCACUUAAUCCCUGACCCCUGAAUCUGACCCUUAACCCCAACUCCCCCCAAAGUAGAGCUUAACCCUUAAUCUCUGACCCCUGACCCCCUACCUCUUAACUGCCAACCCCAAUGCCAUAACCCCUGACCCCAUACAACCCGGCCCUUGUAAACCCUGACUGAAUAACCCCUGACCAGGUAACCCCUGAUCCCUGGACCAAUGCAGUCCUUAACCUGUAAACCUGGCCUCCUUAACCUCUGACCCAAAACCCCUGAACCAUCGACCCCUUAAACACCAACCUCUUAACACUAAACCCUGAACCCUUAAUCGCGUAACCCCAACUCCUCACCCCUUAACCCCAUCCCUUCUGCAAAAUGUGCAAUCCCACAAUCCCUGCAUGGUGCUGAGGGGGCAGGGGGGGGGGGGGGACCCCAGCGUUCAGACCUCCUCUUCAGGGGACUCUUCAGUGUGACGGACGUGUUGUUUGAGUACCAUUCCGCACUGUGCAGCCACAGCAUUUACACAGCGAGUACGUACUGAGUACACAUGACUGAGUAGCCAUAGUGAGUACACAGUGAGUGUAUAGUAAGAUGUGAGUACACAGUGAGUACGUAGUGAGUACACAGGACUGAGUAGCCAUAGUGAGUACGUAAAGAGUAAACUGAGUACAUAGGAGUGAGUAGACAGAGAGUACACAGUGAGUACACACACAGGACUAAGUAGCCAUAGUGAGUAAUCAGUAGUACAUACUAGCAGAGAAUGCUGUGUAUGUAGGGGGUACACAGUGCUGAGUAGCUCUAGUGAAUAGAUAGUGAGUUAACACUGAGUACAUACUGAGUACAUAGUAGGCAGUGAGUGCACACUAAGUACGUGGUGAGAAAGCACUAAGUACACAGAAAACUGUGAUUAACGAGUACAUUGGGAGUAAACUGAGUAUAUAGUGAGUAAGCAUUGACCACACAGUGAGUAUGUAGUGAAUACACACUGAGUACACAAAGUAUGUAGUCUGAGGACACAGUGCCACACACACACACACACACACACAGAUCAGACGAUGACGGAAAGGAACAGGCCUUUUAUAAUCCUACCAUUGCUACUCCAGAACUUCAGUACUCCAGCACUUGCAGUUUGAUAGUGUAGUACAGGAAUUCCAAACCCUGGUCCUGGAGAGCCACAGGGUCCGCUGGGGUCCCCAAACCCUGAUCCUGGAGAGUGCUGGGGUCCCCAACCCUGGUCCUGGAGAGUGCUGGGGUCCCCAAACCCUGGUCCGGGAGGGCUGCAGGGUUUUUUCUGUUUUCACCUCAAAAUCCCAAACCAGUGCAGAUCCGAUAAGCAGGUGAGAUCAGACUAAUCAGGUGCUUUAAUGAUCAGCUGUGCUGAGGCUUUCCAGGUGUAGGGGACCCCAGGUUUAGAGUAAGGUCUGAUGUUAUGAACAUGUGAUUAGCUUAAUUAUUCAAAUCUUAAUACGUUUUAUAGGGGGGUGGGGGGUGUUAUCCAGUGAUCACAGUUGGGUCUGUCGACUGCCACAUGGUCUCAGAAACACCCCAAAUACCCCCCCACCCCCGUUUCUGAACAGUAAAGCUGCAGGCACUGCUCUCCCUCCCCCCCCCCCCCUUUUUACUUUUUAAAGAUGUAAAUGAUAAUUAAUAUUCCAAAAUGUGAGCAGGUUUCCUUUUUUUUGUAAAGCAAAAAAACAGUAAGACUUCUUUUUAGCAUUUCAACCAAUUUUUUUAUUGUUUUUUCUUUUUUUUGUAAUCGGGUGGUGAGGAUGGAUUGAGCUGGUUUUUAAUACUCUUUGUAAGAGUAUAUAAAAUAAAGUAAUUUUGCUAACUAAGUGUUCAGCUUUGAUUCUAAUCAUGUGCAUACCGUUAGAAAUGCAAGUAUAAAUAAUGUGUUUAAAAGUCGUUUUGCUAGUUUCUUACGCGAACUCCGCUAGCUCUUGUGUUAAAAUACCACUGCGGCUCUUUAAUAGCUGCACAGUAACUCCACACUGCGACGCAGGAGCCUCAGCAGCGUGCAGCACAGCAGCACCGUGCUACACUCAGAACCCUGUGCCUGUGUGGUGCUCAUAGCACAGGUUCACAGGCAAUACUGUGCUCUCACACAGUGACUAUUUAUAAUACUCUGAAUGCACUACAUACCUUACAGACCACACACACACAUACACACACGUACACAUAUAUACACAGGCACACAUACACACAUACACACACGCCACCUCACAACCAAACAAUACAAACACACUUCUCACACGCACACACCCUGCAUCCAAACACUUCAGCAUUACUACUGGACCCAAACAUUGCUCAUAUCCCAAACUCAAACUCUACAUCUCAGAAUCCUGCAACCCUGUCCAGCUGAGUACACUAAGCACGAAUACCCAACACCACCCAAAACCUGGACUCUAGCACCAUCUCCUUCCAAACACCUCCACCCCCCAAUACAACACCCAAUACCAAGACCCACUCAACCUUCCCAAAUCCACCCAGCACCAUCACCCUCUCAACACCAACACACACCUCCACUCUCCCAACACCAUCCCCAAUCCACUUCAACCCCCACCCACUACCUUCAACACUACCCAACACCAUCCCCAAUCCACUUCAACCCCCACCCACUACCUUCAACACUACCCAACACCAUCCCCAAUCCACUUCAACCCCCACCCACUACCUCCAACACUACCCAACACCAUCCCCAAUCCACUUCAACCCCCACCCACUACCUCCAACACUACCCAACACCAUCCCCAAUCCACUUCAACCUCCAACACUACCCAACACCAUCCCCAAUCCACUUCAACCCCCACCCACUACCUCCAACACUACCCAACACCAUCCCCAAUCCACUUCAACCCCCACCCACUACCUCCAACACUACCCAACACCAUCCUCCCACCCCACGCAACACCGCUGGUGGUGGCUGGCCUGCAUGGUGCCCCAGCAGUUUAGGGAAGUUUUGGGUCCUACUGCCUCCCUACUCUCCACAUGUUUAAAUCCCGCCCCCCACCCCCACCGUUGCCUUAGACUUUUGCGUUACACAGACCAAAUGAAAAGAUUUCCAGGAUUUUUUUACUGUUUUUUUAUUUUAAAGCCAGGAGCAGAGAGGAGGGUGUGCGGGUGGAGGGGGGUGCGGGUGGAGGGGGGUGCGGGUGGAGGGGGGGUGCGAUCAGUGCUGGUGGACUCUCCCAGCUUGUUUUUCUACGCAGACGCUGUACUGUACAGACGGAUCUCCCAGCCAGACUUCCUUAGGUGCAAACGAUAACCGAGUCACAUGACUGUAUUUCCAUGUGUCAGUCAGAUAGUGAUGUUAUACCCUCAUUUUCCUCAUUUUUUAAAAUUGCACAACUGCAAAAAAGAAACAAAAAGAAACUGCAAACCGUAGAGAUGCCAUUUAGCGAGUGAUCAAAUUUUGUUUGAAAAAAUCUUUUUAAAAGGUUAUGUAGCAAUAUUUACUGUACCGUUUUGCCAAUUUUGUUAUACUUUUAUGCAAAUUUAAUAAUAAAAAAUUCAAAUUUACAAAA